Molecule: messenger RNA, 3434 nt
Organism: Castor canadensis (American beaver)
Lineage: Eukaryota; Metazoa; Chordata; Mammalia; Rodentia; Castoridae
Gene: Mcmbp
Product: minichromosome maintenance complex binding protein
Biological process (GO): DNA-templated DNA replication
Molecular function (GO): chromatin binding
Source: RefSeq, a predicted model, not a curated record
UCCACCCAGGUCGCAGGCAGCGCGGUCGGCAACCGCUGUUUCCCGCCAUUGUGCGAAGUGAAGGCUGGGGCCCGAGCGCCGCGCCUGCCUGCCGCCAGCAGUUCUUCAACGCCUGUCCCCGCAGCUGCCGCUCGGGGAGACGCGAGGAGGCCGGUGGCCUGCGUCUGCCGUGCGUGGGAGGAGGUGGACAGGGAGCGGCCGCGCUUGUGAGGAGGAAGCUGGGCACCGGCCGCCCGACCGCGGCUCCGGCCCCUUGGCGACAUGCCCUGCGGAGAGGACUGGCUCAGCCACCCGCUCGGGAUCGUGCAGGGCUUCUUCGCCCAAAAUGGACUUAAUCCUGACUGGGAGAAGAAAGUUAUUGAAUACUUCAAGGAAAAGCUGAAGGAAAAUAAUGCUCCUAAAUGGGUACCAUCAUUGAAUGAAGUUCCACUUCAUUAUUUGAAACCUAACAGUUUUGUGAAAUUUCGUUGCAUGAUUCAGGAUAUGUUUGACCCCGAAUUUUACAUGGGAGUUUAUGAAACAGUUAACCAAAACACAAAAACACGUGUUCUUCAUUUUGGAAAAUACAGAGAUAUAGCAGAGUGUGGGCCUCAGCAAGAACUUGAUUUGAACUCUCCGCGAUCUACCACUUUGGAAAGACAGACUUUCUACUGUGUUCCAGUGCCUGGAGAGUCUACAUGGGUAAAAGAAGCCUAUGUCAAUGCAAAUCAAGCCCGAGUCAGUCCUUCCACGUCCUAUACUCCCAGUCGUCACAAGAGGAGUUAUGAAGAUGAUGAAGAUAUGGAUCUCCAGCCCAAUAAACAGAAAGACCAGCACCCAGGUGCCAGGCAAGCAGGGAGUGUCAGUGGCCUUCAGUGGUGUGGAGAGCCAAAACGUUUGGAAACGGAAGCUUCCACUGGGCAACAGUUGAACUCCUUAAACCUCUCUUCUCCUUUUGACCUGAACUUUCCACUUCCAGGAGAGAAGGGCCCUGCUUGCCUUGUGAAGGUAUAUGAAGAUUGGGAUUGCUUCAAAGUAAAUGAUGUUCUUGAGUUAUAUGGUGUGCUAUCUGUGGAUCCUGUGCUGAGUAUACUGAAUAAUGAUGAAAGGGAUGCCUCUGCAUUGCUGGAUCCCAUGGAGUGCACAGACACAGCCGAGGAACAGAGGGUACAUAGUCCUCCUGCUUCGUUAGUGCCAAGGAUUCAUGUGAUUUUAGCCCAGAAGCUGCAGCACAUCAACCCACUGCUACCUGCUUGCCUUAACAAAGAGGAGAGCAGAACCUGUAAGUUUGUAUCGAGUUUCAUGUCCGAGUUGUCUCCAGUCAGAGCAGAACUGCUUGGGUUCCUCACUCAUGCCCUUUUGGGAGACAGUCUGGCUGCAGAGUACCUUAUACUACAUCUCAUCUCUACCGUAUAUACAAGAAGAGAUGUCCUUCCACUAGGAAAAUUUACAGUUAACUUGAGUGGUUGCCCACGGAAUAGUACCUUCACAGAACACUUAUAUCGAAUUAUUCAACAUCUUGUUCCAGCAUCUUUUCGUCUGCAGAUGACGAUCGAGAACAUGAACCAUCUGAAAUUCAUUCCCCACAAAGACUACGCGGCCAAUCGCUUGGUCAGUGGGCUCCUCCAGCUGCCCGACAACACUUCCCUUGUCAUCGACGAGACUCUCCUGGAGCAGGGACAACUGGACACCCCAGGUGUUCACAAUGUCACUGCCCUGAGCAACCUGAUAACUUGGCAGAAGGUGGACUAUGACUUCAGUUACCACCAGAUGGAAUUCCCUUGCAACAUCAACGUUCUCAUCACCUCGGAAGGGAGGUCCCUCCUCCCGGCAGACUGCCAGGUCCACCUGCAGCCCCAGCUCAUCCCACCCAACAUGGAGGAGCACAUGAGCAGCCUCCUGACCGCUGUGCUGCCGUCCGUGCUGAACAAGUUCCGUGUCUACCUGACCCUGCUCCGCUUCCUGGACUACAGCAUAUCAGACGAGGUCACCAAGGCAGUUGAAGAUGACUUUGUGGAGAUGCGGAAGAACGACCCUCAGAGUAUCACCGCUGAUGAUCUCCACCAGUUGCUCGUGGUUGCUCGGUUUCUGUCUCUCAGUGCUGGUCAGACAACACUGUCAAGAGAACGAUGGCUGAGAGCAAAGCAGCUGGAGUCUUCAAGAAGAAACCGGCUUCAGCAGCAAAAAUGUGUGAAUGGGAAUGAACUUUAAAGUGUGGGACCCAGGAUGAGUAAGGGGCAAACCAGCCACAUUAUCAUAGAACUCUAACGUCAUUUAUACCACGUUGUUUUAUAGAGAAUUUGUAUCAAAACCAAUGACUUUUCCUGAAAUCAAGCCUGGUAGCAACUGAUGUUUAUACAAUACUCAGUUCAGUAAGGGCUUUUACCUUGCUGAUUUUAUGGAGCUUUUGGAGUUUGUUUUAUAAUUAUAUAAAUUAGUAAUGCUGUACAAAAGUGUAUUUGAUAUUAAAGGUUUAAUAUUGAUAAAGUUGAUGAUUAUACCAUUUCCUUAACUGCAGCUAAGUCAUAGGCAGACUCUGUUGAAAUGCUAACAUUAACUUCAUUUGAAGAAAAUUGCUGUAAUUUCAAGGCUGGAGGAAUUGUGCACAUCAGGCUUCCAUGUUGUUCCAGUUUGUUCACAGUGGGUCUGAGUAUGUUCAGUAGUCCAGUUUGGGGAAUGGGUGUAUUUGCCAUUGAUUCACAUGUGAAUCCUCUAUUAUUUUCAAAAUAUUUGGCCACAGAAGCUUUUUUCCACUUAACAGCUGUUAACAGUCUAUUUACAGAGCAGUGGUUCCCAGAUUUUUGGAUUUCAUGGAUCAGUAAUACUUCCAAAAAUUCUUAGAAUUGCCAAUUUAUUUUGCCCAGGAAUCUGAAAGAAAUCCUAUGUGUUAUUACAGCUUUUUCUUCAGAAGGAGGAUAAUCUCAGAAAAAGAAGUCAUCCUUUACGUGGAAUAAAUGAAACUUUGGGAAGAACACUGCAUUGUCCUUAUUUUUCUCAUUCACGGUGCCUUUGGAAGCACUAUUUUAUGGGACUCACUUAAGGGAGUGCUGCUUUAUAAAAAUGUGCCCACAUAUGAAAAGAGCAGAAUAGUAAACUUAAAAAAAGUUGUAGGAAGUUUUUUUUUGCAAACGGUGCUGGGAAUUAAAUCCAGGGCGUCUCUUGCGUGCUAGGCAUGUGUUGUGCUAUGUCCGCCUCCCCAGCCCAGAAGAAAAGACUGCAUUAUUGCUUUGUGAUUGUUUUGGAUUUAAAGCUCUUUAUAUGAGUUGCAAAUGUAUUAGAUCAAGCAACAUCUGUGAGUUCAGUAAAGGCCUAAUACAGUUAUAGGUAGGUUUCCCCAGACCAAUUAGUUUUGAUACAUAAUUUUUUAAUUGGUGGUACUUGAAUUUGAACUCAGGGCCUCCUGCUUGCUAGAUAGGUGCUCUACCACUUGAGCCACUCCACCAGUCCUUUUUUGU